AUGGCACUCUUUACUUUAUUCUUGGCCUUUCUCUCCCUUUUCACAUCCUCUGCGCUGGCCGCCUUUGGCGUUACCAAAUCGUCUUCCAGCUAUGUCGUCGAUGCAGGCUCGGCCAAUCCGUUCAUUGUCACCAUUUCCAGCUCCAGCUGCGACAUCACCUCGAUCAAGUACCGCGGGGAGGAAUUCCAAUACUCGGGCAAGGGCUCUCACAUCUCGUCUGGCCUCGGAUCCGCGACCGUGAGCUCGGAGAUCGUCGACAGCAACAUCGCCAAGAUCACUUGCGCCACCAGCACCUUGACUCACUACAUCAUCGUGAAGUCGGGAGAGAGUGCGCUGUACAUGGGCACUUACUUCAGCGCAGAGCCUUCGAUUGGUGAAGCCCGCUUCAUCGCCCGUCUCGACCAAUCGAAGCUUCCUCUCGAAUAUCCUUUUGGCGUUGCUUCGACCACUGCCGGCAGCAGCAGCACGGUCGAGGGAUCGGAUGUUUUCGUGGUGGAUGGCCAGACCCGUAGCAAGUUCUACUCCAGCCAGCGCUUCAUCGACGACAAGGUGCAGUGCGUGUACCGCGACGACGAUGCGAUCCACGCUUGCAUGAUCCUCCAGCCUCUUUCCUACGAGGGAUCCAGCGGCGGUCCCUUCUUCAGGGAUAUCAAUACCAACAACGCGGGCGACUCGACGAACCUCUACUUCUACAUGAACUCGAACCACGCCCAGACCGAGAGCUACCGCAUGGGCUUCCACGGCCCCUACCAGCUGCAGUUCAGUCGCUCUGGUGUUCCCAGCACUUUUGAUGCGUCGUUCUUCGAGAACCUCAGCCUGCAGGGCUACGUCGCUACCUCUGGCCGUGGCUACGUCACGGGCACUGCUUCGGGUAUUGACAGCAAGUUUGCGAAGGUUGUCCACUGGUACAACGAUGCUGCCCAGUACUGGGCCACUGCCGCGUCCAACGGUGCCUUCACGUCGCCCGCCAUGAAGCCCGGCACCUACACCCAGGUGCUGUACCAGGACGAGCUCAAGGUCGCCACCGACUCGGUCACGGUGAGCGCGGGCUCGACGGCCACCAAGAACAUCGCGUCCACCUUCUCCUUCCCCACGACGCUCUGGACCAUCGGUGACUGGGACGGCCAGCCCGAAGGAUUCCUCAACGCGGACAAGAUCGAGCGCAUGCACCCGUCGGACAGCCGCAUGGCCAGCUGGGGCCCGCUGACGUACACGGUCGGCUCCAGCGCGCUGACGGACGUGCCCAUGGCCAUCUGGAAGGGGGUCAACUCGCCGUUGACGAUCAAGUUCACGCUCAGCUCGUCGCAGACGGGCGCGGCCACGCUCCGGAUCGGCACGACGCUCGCCUUCGCCAGCGGCCGCCCGUCGGUCAAGAUCAACAGCUACAGCCCGACGGCGCCGAGCGCGCCGACCAAGAUCGACUCGCGCGGCGUCACGCGUGGCACCUGGAGGGGUCUCGGCGAGAUCUACACGUUCAACAUCCCGGCCGGCAACCUCGUGUCCGGGUCCAACACCAUCACCAUCGAGUGCAUCUCGGGAAGCUCGGCGGACACGUACCUCCAGCCCAACUUUAUCCUCGAUGCCAUUGAUCUCUACCUCAACUAA
Messenger RNA from Diplodia corticola, 1605 nucleotides. Its product is annotated as polysaccharide lyase family 4 protein. The record is from RefSeq and is a predicted model, not a curated record. Gene Ontology annotation, biological process: pectin catabolic process. The coding region runs from base 1 to 1605 and encodes 534 amino acids. Gene Ontology annotation, molecular function: carbon-oxygen lyase activity, acting on polysaccharides; carbohydrate binding. NCBI's taxonomy places the organism in Eukaryota, Fungi, Ascomycota, Dothideomycetes, Botryosphaeriales, Botryosphaeriaceae. The transcript has 3 exons.